GGUAUAUGGUGAAGGCACUUACACACAUCUUGAAACUUCUUUCAUCGAACAGGAAGUGCUGGUUCAAUUCAUUUCUGAACUCACUGAUAGUGAUUUUGAAAAAUUAGGUAUAGAGAAGAUUGGAUGGCGAAAAGUCUUAAAACGGGCAGCAUUGAAAUAUGCCUAG
This is a messenger RNA of Paraglomus brasilianum, 166 nucleotides long. The record is from the annotation of a GenBank genome assembly. Lineage: Eukaryota; Fungi; Glomeromycota; Glomeromycetes; Paraglomerales; Paraglomeraceae.